This is a messenger RNA of Mycena citricolor, 2178 nucleotides long. Lineage: Eukaryota; Fungi; Basidiomycota; Agaricomycetes; Agaricales; Mycenaceae. The record is from the annotation of a GenBank genome assembly.
CGCCGCCCUUGCUCGUUGACGCUUUGUUUGCUUUCCAAAUCUCAGCUGGCUCAGUCUACGUGAUGCUCAAACAAGAUAUCGAUAACGUUGUCUCUCUCCCAGUUCCAUCUCGUCGCUCAGCGCUGCUGCACGCCCAAUUUCUGCUCCCCAUUUGUCAACGACCUUGCUGAACAAGCUCUCGAGUUCUUACCAAGGAGGCUGUCACACUGCUGACAUGCCGCCUUUCGUGAAAGUUUUUCCGAGCCAAAUUAGGCUGGAUUUUCGCGCGUCCCGACAAUAAAGACUGAGCAGGGCGGAUGGCCGCCCUCGCUGUAUUUUUGGCUCACAUUCGUCCUCUCAACCUCUUCACCACUUCACGAUGUGCUUCGGGACAAGAAAGACGGGCGCUAACUUCGACAUAGACGAUGCGAAGCCGAAGAAGAAGGCGUCGAAGAAGAGUGCGCCGCCUCCGGCGGUUCCCAAGCCCGCCGCCCCAAAGAAGGAGGAGGAGACCAAGAUCGCCGCUGUCCAGAGUCCAGGACCCAAAGUGGCCAUCGUCAUAUACUCUACUUACGGGCACAUCGCCACCCUCGCCGAAGAGGUCAAGAAGGGCAUCGAGGAAGCCGGCGGCUCCGCUUCUCUCUUCCAAGUACCCGAAACCCUACCAGGCGAGGUCCUUACGAAGAUGGGCGCCGCCGAGAAGCCUGCCUACCCUGUCAUCACGGCGGCGCAACUAGCUACAUUCGAUGGAUACUUAAUGGGCAUCCCGACACGAUUCGGCACGCAGCCGGCACAGUGGCGGUCAUUCUGGGAUACCACUAGCGGACUAUGGGGAUCUGGAGCACUCGCCGGCAAGUACGCUGGCGCUUUCACUUCGACCGCUGGACUUGGUGGAGGUCAGGAAUCGACGAUUUCAAGCGUGCUGAGCACGAUUACCCACCACGGCUCUAUCUUCGUCCCCCUUGGCUACGCGUCUGCCUUCCCGCAGCUGACGAAUCUGUCUGAAGUGCACGGGGCUUCGCCAUGGGGCGCUGGGACGGUCGCUUCAGCGGAUGGAUCCAGGCAGCCAAGUGACCUCGAGAAGGAGAUUGCCAGGAUACAGGGCAAGAGCUUCUGGGCCACGAUGAAGAAGGCAUUCUGAUGCGGCGUUCGAGCGAACCGGAAGGUCAUGUACUAGCAGCAUAGCGCUUCAUUUAUUGGCAUAUUCAAUAUUUCAAUAUUACAUAUUACAUAGAGAUUGGUCAAGGCAAGCCACUUUCGCUAGCUGUGGUCAUAGAUAGCCACUUGGGCAAUCAUACAGAUUUUGCUGAGAGCGAUGAAAUCGACGGUGCAUAGGAGCAUUCGCUAUACUCCGUCCAGUCGGAUUCUCCUUCGCUAACAGAUUGCGCUUCACAGCGAGACUGAUCGAGAAGAGAACUCGGAGAAGGGGCACGGAACGUAUCGAAGCCGAGAGGGUCAGGCGACGAAGAACGAGACUGCUGAAGCUCUGGUUUGCAGCGGUGCUGAUAUGGAGAAGCGGAUCGGACUAGCAUAAGCUUCAACGGCACUGGGUGAUCCCGGUCGGAUACAGACCACUCUUGUGAAGUCAACAACUCUGACUGUCCAAGGUCUUCGUCCUCGUCCUCGAGCGAAUCAGACUGCGCAUUCACAAUACCGACCGGUGGAUGCGUGGCGCGUAGCAGUACGCCAAAAGCGUCCGCGCAUUGAUCAGUGAGAAGCGGAAUGCGCAGUUCGCUGCCCAGCAAAGUGAGAGGGAGAUCGACGUCGUGGUGGGCGGAGAAAACGGGGGGAGCAGGUAGUGCCCGAGUCGGCGGUGAAUGCGCGAUGGAGAGGGCCGGCGAUCGCCUCUUGAAGGAGUGCGGCUCUUCUGGAACUUUAUCGUCGUCGCAGCAGCUUCGUUUCCUCUUCAACGCCCGCUGCCUAUCAAGCUCCUCAUUCAGCCUCCUGUGAACAACAACACGAUCUCUUUCCAGCCAACCCCUCUCCAAUUCGAGGGUCCGGGGAGUCUGAUUUGCAGUCGGUGCAUCAGAAACACGCGUUGGUCGUAGACGAGAUGUCCAGCCACGGACGGUGUUGCUGAUGGAUGCUUUCACUGAUCCCGGGGGUGGUAGUUUCAGCCUCGCAGCGGCCCCCAAGAGCAUGCGACGACGAGGAGGAGGAGCCUCCUGCGGGGUUUUUUUGGUGAGAUGAGGCGGAAGU